AUGUCAAGCUUCAGUGAAAUAUCUGAGCUCCGACAUCACAAGACCGCGAUCACACUCAUCGUUCUGUUCCUGGCCACGUUCCUGCACUUCGCUUACCAGCGUUUCAGUCGAGGUCCUAUUCCGAUCUCAGUCAAUUAUCAUUUCACCAGGAGGUGCAACAAAGAAUGUGGCUUCUGCUUUCACACCGCCAAGACCUCGCACAUGGCCUCCUCCGAUGAGGCGAAGCGUGGUCUCGUUCUGCUCAAGAACGCAGGGAUGAGGAAGCUCAAUUUUGCGGGCGGCGAGCCGUUCCUCUACUCAAAGUACCUCGGCGAGCUAGUUGAAUUCGGCAAGCGGGUGCUCGCCCUAGAGAGUGUUUCGAUUGUCAGCAACGGCAGCUUGAUCAAGAAGUCUUGGCUGCAACAAUAUGGUGCGCACCUGGAUAUACUGGCCAUAUCAUGCGACUCUUUUGACGAGGCCACGAAUGUCAAAAUUGGCCGAGGCAGCGGAGACAAUGUGGCACAGCUCUUUCGCAUUCGGGACUGGUGCAGAGAAUACGGCAUCAAGUUCAAACUCAACACUGUCGUGUGCCGUUACAACUUCGACGAGGGCAUGGUGGAGCGUGUUGCGGAGCUGGACCCGUUCCGUUGGAAGUGCUUCCAGGUGCUGAUGGUCGAGGGCGAGAACGACUCGGAACAGACCCUGCGUGAUGUGAGGCGCUUCGAGAUCAACGACCAAGAGUUUGGGCUCUUCUGCAAAAGACAUGAGCACUUGCCUUGCUUUGUGCCAGAGUCCAACAAAGCCAUGGCGGAGAGCUACUUGAUUCUGGACGAGUACUUGCAAUUCUUGUCUGGAACGAACAAGAACAUCAAGUCAAGAAGCAUCCUUGAAGCAGGUGUCAAAAAUGCUUUGAAAUCCAUCCAAUGGGACCAGGAGGCAUUCCGGGACCGUGGGGGAGUGUACAAAUGGACCAAAGAACAGCUGGGCAGCGAUGGCGGUGGCUGUGGAGAGCAUGCAAACAAGGAGCUUGACUGGUGA
Messenger RNA from Diaporthe citri, 1017 nucleotides. RefSeq lists its product as uncharacterized. NCBI's taxonomy places the organism in Eukaryota, Fungi, Ascomycota, Sordariomycetes, Diaporthales, Diaporthaceae. The record is from RefSeq and is a predicted model, not a curated record. The coding region runs from base 1 to 1017 and encodes 338 amino acids. The transcript has 3 exons. Gene Ontology annotation, molecular function: catalytic activity; 4 iron, 4 sulfur cluster binding.